Molecule: messenger RNA, 2919 nt
Organism: Hevea brasiliensis (rubber tree)
Lineage: Eukaryota; Viridiplantae; Streptophyta; Magnoliopsida; Malpighiales; Euphorbiaceae
Exons: 14
Coding region: 161-2344 (727 amino acids)
Biological process (GO): DNA-templated transcription
Cellular component (GO): nucleus; RNA polymerase III complex
Source: RefSeq, a predicted model, not a curated record
CCACGGAAACCCCAAGUUUUAUGUCCUACUGACAUUUCCACUUCUGCAUUACUGCGUCUUCUUCUUGCACGAAACCUUGCCAGUUACCGGAGCCUCCAUUACCCACCGAGUGGCCGUGAGACACCAAAGCAAACGCAGCCGUCGCCGGUGAUUACAAAGUAUGGACCUGGAUGAUCUUGAUGACCUGGACGGACCAAGCCAAGUCCCUUCACGAACCUCCAAGUUUGCUCCCAAAUCCUCCAAAUUCAAGCCGCAGCCCAAAGAGAAACCAAAACCAGAACCGCCGUCCUUCAAGCCGGAGUCCCAGAACUCAGGUUCAAAUUUUGAAUCUCAGGAAUCCGUAUCAGCAGCGAAACUGGAACCUCGAAACGCUAUGUUGGCCAAGAAAAAGGAAGACGGAGAAGAAAUUAAACCUAGAAUGAAUGCGACGCCCAAGAUUGAAACCUUAACCUCGAACAAUGAUGUCGUGAAAAUGGAAAUUGAUGCCAAGGCUGAGGUCGGGGCAAUUUCUAAGCUGGAUGAUCCCAUGGGUGAAGAUAAACAAGAAGACGAUAAAGAAGAAGAAGGAGACAUGAUUGUUCGCGAAAUUGAUGUCUUCUUCACCCCCUCCAUAGAUUCGGAUACUCAGCUAUAUGUUAUGCAAUAUCCUUUGAGGCCGUGCUGGAGACCCUAUGAGUUGGAUGAUCGAUGUGAUGAGGUUAGAGUGAAACCACAAAGCACAGAAGUGGAGGUUGAUUUGUCUAUAGAUGAUUCUACUAACUGGGACCCUGCUCAAGCCAGCAAAUUCAACCUGAAAAAACAGACUUUAUCAUCUUCUGUUAUGCCAACACGUGCCACUGGAUAUGCUCUUGGAGUUCUAAUAGGUAACAAGCUACACUUGAAUCCCAUUUAUGCAGUGGUCCAGCUUCGCCCAUCAUUGGAACAUGUCAACUCUAGUGAUUCAAGAAGGAAGAACGUUGCCGCAUCUAAGAUUGACAUUGGUGUAAAAUUGGAAGAUUCAAAUGAAGGGAAGCCUAUUGGUCCAUCAAAGAAGCAGAUCAAGCGAGUGGAUUCAGCAAAUGAUCAAGGUUCAGAUGCUGAUGAGUGUUGGAUUUCACUCAAGUAUCAUGGCUCCAAGAGUGAUUUUUCUUCUAGAUAUCUAAAAAAAAUGGUGGCACAAGAGAGUUCUCCGAUGGAGUUCACAAUGAGCCCGUACGACUAUUUGAGUUCAUUGUGUCCAAUGGCAUCCAACGACAAUACUAAAUCUAAAGGUUCCUCAAGAAGGUUAUUGCUUUCACUGCCACUGGAAGAACGUAUUAAGAAACUGCUUUUAGAGGGGCCUCCAGUUCAACGGUUUAGUGUUCUUAAGCAUUAUGCUCCUGAUGAUGCCAUUGAAGAUGUCUUAACUGUUCUUCAGAAGCAUGGACAAUUAGUUCAGGGACUUUGGGCUCCAAAGACUUCAUUGCUGUUUCCAGAUUCAAAUACAAAGGAAGUUACUAAACCUCCGGCUAGAGAUUAUGUUCUUCUUUUAUUUAGCAAGAAUUUGGUUAUCAAGUCUUCACAACUUAACUUCCCAGUCAAGCUUAAAGAAGAUAUGAAGAGCUUCCUCAACGUGUUUGCAGUUGAAAGGCCUUCCUUUAAGGAUUGGAAGUUCAAAGAGCAUAUGGAUGCAACAUUUAUAAAACUCUACCCAGAAAUUGUUAACAAGCAAGAAGAAGCUUGGGAAGCCAUAGAGAAAAAGUUAAAUGACUUUUUUAGUCGAGCUGGAAGACCUAUGAUGAAGAAUCCUGUGCCAAAGCCCAGUGUGGCUCAUAAUCCUGUAAAACAAUUGAAUUCUGACAAAAGCACAACCAAAAGUGCUAGUGGAAAUAGAGUACUCACUAAAACUACCAUAACAGUUGAAACGCGAGAAGCUUUACUAAAGGCCCUGCCAAAAGUUCUUCAAAAUCACAGGGUUUGCAGCUUUCAAUUGAUUUGCCAAGGUUUGCGGGACUUGGCCAUUUCUCAGUCUACUCUUCCAAAGGCAGAUCCUAGAAUUGCAGUAGCUGCAGCAUCUGGUGCUGAUGCUCCUUCAGAGGAGCUUCAAGAAAUCAUAAGCCAAGUUGCAACGAAUAUUCAUGGUUUUUAUGUUUUGAAGUCAUCCCCAGACCACCCACAAUAUGAUCCACUGAGGAAAGUAGUAAUUGAUCUUCUAUUGGCAAGGGGCCCUGAUGCAAAGCUUAAGAAGGCUGAAGUAUUCGAAGCAGCCAGGCUUGCUCUUCAUAGGGAUGUUACCAAUGUUGAAUAUACGAAGGUUAUGACUGAUUUUUGUGAAUCCAAAGGUUCUGCGUGGGUAUUGAAGAGUGGUGAUGGAAAGCCGUCAUGAUUUUGUGUUAAAUCAUUCAUUAGAAGGAUGAAGAAAAUUGGUAGGAAGGUACAGGUCAUAUCAUUUUAGUGGAAGUCAAGGCACGUGAGAAAGAAUAUAACCAAGAACACUGAUAAAGCGGAUUUGAAGAAUUCUGAUCCAGAAAUUACAUGCGUAUUGCCUAGGGUAACUGCGAAGUAGCAAGAUUCGUGGUCCAAACUUGAAGGCGAAAUUGAAGCCGUCAGAGGAGCCCGAGAACUGCAAUCCAGAUGCUUAAUCCAACAAUCUGCUUGAAGAUCAUAAAUGAGAGUUUCAAACUUUCAACCCAAUAGAUGUUUGCUGUCAUAAGUGAAAAUUUUGAUUGGGUGUUGAUCGUCAAAUAGGUCUGUUAAUCUUGAUUCAGUUUUUUGGCUGUCUAUACAAAGUCGUUUCUGUUUACAAAACCAAAACGGGUUUCUAAAUCUUUUUCGCACGUAUGCUUUGGCACUUAGCAUGCGACGUUCAUCGGUUUUCUCUGUAAGCGGAAAACAAUAAUUUUCCUUAUCUGCUAAUCAAAAUGAAAGAAAAAAAGAAAAAGAUAAGCAAGGGUUAGGGAA